Molecule: messenger RNA, 1941 nt
Organism: Didymodactylos carnosus
Lineage: Eukaryota; Metazoa; Rotifera; Eurotatoria; Philodinida; Philodinidae
Source: the annotation of a GenBank genome assembly
AUGCCAUCAGCAGCAGCUCAUAUUGACAAAGAGAUAUGGCUUUCAACAACAUCAACAUCUUUAAAACGACUUGAAAAUGUAAAACCAAUAACUGUUCGAUGUAUGCAUCAAUUAGAUGAAGCGAAACAGAGUGAAAUUGUUCAAGAAAAGUCUGAAAAUGAAAAUGAGAAAUCAAAAGAUGAACAACCAACAGCGGCGAUGAUCACGAUUGUUCCAUCUUCUAAAAAACAACAGUAUCUAAAACGUCGACCGUCUAGCGUUAUGAGUAAUCCAAAAUUAGAACAAAAAAAGUUGACUAAUCGUCCACAAAGUGCAUCGAAAUUGAAUUUUAUCGAUGAUAUGGUUACUAAACCGCCUACCACAUUACUUGUUCGACAUUUAGCAAUUUUACCAAGUUCUAAACAACAACAAAUAAAUCAUUUACCAACGGCAAAAAGAGUAAAUCUGUCAGAUACAUUUACAAAAGCUGAUGUACCACCCCCGACUCCUAACGUUGGUCUGUCGUUUGAUACACCGAUAGUUAAUUCAAAUGUUCAAAAUAUUUUUAUUGAUAUGACACAAUGUAUGAUAGCUCCAAGGAGUAGUCUUGAAACUACAGUCAUAAUCGAUGAGGAUACAAAUCAUAUUAAUAUUGAUGAAAACGAUGAUGAAUUUCAGAAUGUUGAUAAUCUAAAUAAUACAAAUUCUACUACAUGUGAAUUGAUCGAUCAUGCCAAAGUUCUUCCACAAUUUCAACUAAUUGAUCGUAAACCACGUUCAUUAAUUAAUAAUCGCUUUGCAGCUAGUGACAAAUCAAAAUUACAAUGUUUAUCAGAAGCACAUGUUCAAUCUGAUUAUGCUCGUGAUAAAAUAUCAAAUUUAUCAAAAGUAACUGUUUGUUAUGGUGACGAAAAUGCUAUUAGUAAAAAUCAACAAUAUGCACGAGAAUUCUAUCAACAAUUAGUUAAAAUAAAACAAGAUCCCGCAUUUAAAAUUGAAUCAUUACCAUUGUCAAUACCAACAAAAAUUGAACAAAAAUUAAAUGAACUGGAAAAUGAUAACGUCAAUAGUGAACAAAAUCAAAUAGAUGAGCAAAAAAAAUCAGCAUUAAAAGUAACAAAAACAUUGGAAUUUAUUAACGGUGAAGUUAAAGAAAAAACUGAAAAAAUUGAUUUAAGAGUCAAAAGUGCACCAACGAAAACUAGUGGUAGAAUAAUCAAAGAGAAAACAGAUGACGAUAUUUUUCAUCAAAAACAAUUUCUGUUAAAAUUGAAAGAACAACCUCAACGGAUUAUGUCAGCACCGCCACCACAGCAAACAUUGUCAUCAACAAAAAUUGUUAAAACACGAAUGAAUACGAAUAAAAAAUUACCUAACAACAGUAAUUGUGAAAACUGUGUUACUAAAAAACCAUUGGUCAAGACAAAACCUAUAACAACAAAACAAACAACGACAUAUUGUCGUCAACGCAGUGCAAGUGUACAAUUAGAUGUUCCCAAAACAAAAUCACCGACAGAAAACCACAUUGCUAAAGAUGUGAUAAAUAUUCAUAUUAAUGGUCCAGAAAUCACAUUAUUACCGGCUGAUGAACAGACUGUUCAAGAAAUGUAUCAUAAACUGCAACAAUUACAGCCAGAUGGUGUUUGCGUUGAAUUAAAUACACUAAGACGAGCGUUAUAUCCACCAACAGUUCAAAAUUGUUUAAUAACAAAUCAUAAUGAGGAAAAAUCAUCAGUAAAACGACCUCCCAAACAUCCGCCAAAACGAUGGACUAAUGCUGAUGAUGAAUUAUCGAAUAAAUAUGAAGUCAAAUUACAAAAUUCCCAAAAUGGUAAUUGUGAGGAAAAAUCGAAACGCGAUGAAAUUGAACGUAAGAAAUUAGAAAAUCUCGAUCAAAUAUAUCAGCAAGUGAAGAAACAUGCAGAAAUUAAUUAUAGUUAUUAUACAAGAACGAAUAAAUAA